ACCUCUCCGUCCGUUACUCUCAGUUCGUGGCGGCGAGUUAACGGCGGACUGUCCGGAGCUCCAGCGGCACGUUCAAGGGGGAACCGUGACGGGGAACCGGAGAGGAGGAAGAGGAGGAAGAGGAGGAAGAGGAGGAAGAGGAGGAAGAGGAGGAGAACUUUUCCCGCCCGUGAUGUGGUGAUGGAGGAGGCGGAGCUUAGCCACCACGUCGCCCAGCUGAAGGUGGAGUUCGACAGCUGCGACACGACGGCCAGCGGCUUCCUGGACCGAGACGAGCUGACGGCGCUCUGCAGGAAGCUGCAGCUGGACGCCCACCUGCUGCUGGGCCGGCUGCUGGGAGGACGGGCCUACAGCAAGGUGAACUUUGAGGAGUUUAAAGAAGGCUUCGUGGCUGUUCUGUCUCGCUCUCUGGACUUCAGCACCUCAGAGGACGACAGCAGCUACCUGGAGCCAGUUGUUCCAGAGGAGGUGAAGCCAAAGUUCACGAAGGGAAUGAAGCGUUACGGUCGUCGCUCCCGGCCCGACGCCGCGCCAACCGCCGCCCCGGAGGACUCGCCGUCCGGAACUGAGGCCGCGGACUCGUCCCCGACCGGCGUCCGCAGAGCUAAAGUGAGACGCUCGACGUCUCUGGAGAGUGUUGAGAGCCUGAAGUCUGACGAGGAGGCAGGAAGUCCAAAGGAGAACAUCCUGCCAGACUUUCAGAGUAAAGGAGGAGGAGGAGGAGCAGCAGAAGGAGGAGCAGCAGGAGGAGCAGCAGGAGGAGGAGAAGGAGGAGCAGGAAGCGUCCUGAUGACGGCGUGUAGUCAGCUGGACCCUGAGGAAGUGGACCUGGACGGCAGAGUCGGCAUCGGGGACUUCCAGAAGGUCCUGUGUGGCUCCGCCCCCAUCUCCUGCUCCACCCCCCUACGGUCAGCUGACCUGCAGAGAGCGCCACCGCGAGUCAGACAGCUACUCCAGUCUCAGGCGGCCUCGGAGGAGCGCUCGGCCCGGUCCGCCUCGCCCUCCCUGCUGACAGCCACGGGGGGCCAGAGAGUCCUGAGCCGGCUGGACGAGGGCUCAGGAUGCACCGGGCCCGAGCGGGUCCUCGCCCUCUGGACCGAGGAGGGCAUCCGCAACAGCCGGGAUAUCCUGCAGACCCUGGACUUCCCUCUGGAGGACCGGCUCAGUCUGGUGGACUUGACUUUGGCUCUGGACAACGAGCUGCUGGUCAGCGGGAACGGGAUCCACCAGGCGGCUCUGAUCUCUUACAAGAACGAGGUCCAACACCUGCAGGUGCUGGUGGACCAGGCCUGCAGGGAGCGGGCCAAGGUGAAGACAGACCUGGAUCAGGCCCAUCAGAGGAACCUGCAGCUGGUCAGAGAGGUGGACGACCGCCACGCCAGCAUGGAGACGCUCAACCAGAGCAGGAUCAGGGAGCUGGAGCAGGUGUUCCGUGAUAGGCUGACGGCUCUGCGCAGCCGGUGUGAGCAGGAGGGCGAGGCUCAGCUGCAGCAGGCGGAGAGGGAGAGCUGCGCGCUGCAGGGCGAGCUGCGGCUGCUGCGGGGCCAGGAGGCGGAGCUUCAGGAGGAGCUCUGUAGCGCCACACAGGAGAGCAGUCGCCUGGAGGAGGACCUGAGCGCCGUGAAGCUGAAGCUGACUGAAGCAGAGCGCUCCGUGAAGCGGCUGCAGAGAGACCUGGACCAGCUGCUGCACGACAAGUUUGGCGGUUUGGACCCGGCUGCUGGUCUGAGUCACGAGGAGCGAGUCGCCGAAAUCAUCAAAGACUACGAACUGCAGUGCCGGGAGCUGCGGGACAGAAACGAUGAGCUGAGCUCAGAGUUGGAGCUGCUGAAGAAUCAGAGGAGCAACAGGAAGUCCAGACGCUCUGCAGAAGCUCUGACAGGCUGGAGAGGAGGGGGAGGAGCUAGCAGCACGGAGUCUGCUCUGUGCUCUCUGGAGGUCUCUGGUCCGUCUGUCAGCAUCCAGACUGAACUGGCUCUGGAGCAGCUGAAGCAGAAACAAGACCAGGAGCUCCAGCAGCUCCACAUCCAGCUGGAGACACAGGUGAACUUCUAUGAGCGCAGCCUGGAGGUGAUGAGACAGAGCAUGGAGGUGGAACGUAAGGACAUCUCUCAGGCCUUCAAGAUGGAGAUCAGUGAGCUGGAGGAGCAGAAGUCUCAGGUGGAGCAGCAGCUGAAGCACCUGAAGGACCAGGUGCACCGCGGAGGAGGAGGAGGAGGAGGGUGGAGCAACCAGCAGGACCGCAGAAUGCAGCGGGAGCGAGCGGAGCUGGAGCAGAACUUCGCCAGAGAGAUCGGCAACCUGGUCCAGAGACUGAGCUCUGAGAAGGACCAGCUGGAGGCGGAGCUCAAGCUGCAGGCGGACCAGGAAGUGACGCUGGUCAGGAAGGAGGCGGAGCCGCCGCUCUCUCACAUGGAGCGGCAGCUCGCCGAGGGCCAGAGAGGAUUCUGGGAGAUUCUGCUUCAGGUGACCCAGCUGAAGGAGGAGCUGGGAAACCUCCAGACGGCGUCCCACAGCACCCUGCAGGACAGAAACCACCUGCAGGAGGCCACGGAGAACCGGGCCCGGGUUCUGUCCAAACUGACUGCCGAGCUGGACUCGCUGAAGAUGGACCGCGACAGGCUGGUCCAGGACCUGAAGGACCAGGCCGUGGCUGUAGACAACCUGCAGCUCAAGCUGGACGGCGUCUUCAAGGAGUUGGGCAGGAGGAGGAGCGCUGAGGAGGGUCUCCAGGUGGCUCUGAAGCAGGAGCGGACCAGGACCUCGCUGCUCCGGUCUGCUCUGGACCAGGACCAGGAGGAGGUCUGUCGUCUGAGCCAGGAGAACGGGAGCUACGCCCGGUUAGCAGACCAGCUCUCCAGCCAGAUCGUAGAGAUGGAGGAGGAGAUCUCCACGCUCAGAGACCAUCUCGGAGAGCUGAGUGCUCAGCUCAACGAGACCGCAGACCUGGUCCUAGACCUCCGGGGGCAGCUUAACUCUAAAACCUGCAAGGUGGACCGCCUCCGGACCGAGGUCUCUUCCGAGAAGCAUUGCGGAGACCUGUCCAACAGGCUGCACGCGAAGCACAUAGACCUGGAUCUGACCGGACAACGAGUCCUCCGGCUGCAGCGGGACCUGCAGGACUCCCGGGACCAGCUAAAGACGGCGCAGCAGGACUUCGAACAGGAGAAGAGGAAGAUGAUGCAGCAGCUGAUGGAGCUGGAGACGCUGGUCCUGGACCUGGAAGAGGUGAUGGACCCGGCCUGUCCACACAGGACUCAGCUGGAGGAGGUUCGAUCGGAGAACGGAGCUCUUCAGGAGCGACUGAGCAUCCUGCAGCAGGAGGUCACGGAGCUGGAGGACCACGUGGGCAAGAAGAGGAGCAAAGUGGACGAGAUGGAGAGGGAACACAAGAGGAGCAGAGAAGAGGAGGAGAGGCUGCACAAACAGAACUCCAGAUAUCGUGAGGAGGUUCUGGCUCUGAGCAGCAGGAACCUGCAGCUCAGCGACGACAACGCCGAGCUGAGCGCCCGUCUCCGGGAGGACCAGGAGUUGGUCCGGGUGCUGCGGGAGCGCCUAGUGGCGGUCUCCGAGGAGCAGGAGGAGGAGGAGACCACGGUGCGGCGGCUGCAGGAUGCGGCGCUGCAGCAGGAGGUUGUCUGGACGCAGGAGAAACAUCUGAUGGACAGACAGCUCAGCUGCUAUGAGGAGAAGCUCGCCUGUGUGUCGGCGUUGGAGGCGGAGCUUACCGCAGUGACCCUGAAGCUGCAGCGGUCAUUGGAGGAUAAAGACGGACUGCUGAGAGAAGCCUCCGAGCGGAACAACAAGGUGGAGACGCUGCAGCGGUCGCUACUCUCGGUGGAGUCGGAGGCCGAGCUGCUUCGCUCUCGGCUGCGUGCCGUUGGUCGGGAGGAAGUGGGCCACGCCCAGGAAGUGGGCCACGCCCAGGAAGCGGCGGAGAAGGUGGAGGAGCUGGAAAGGGAGAAAGAGGAGCUCCGUCAGGCUCUGGAGGAGCAGGAGGAGCAGGCCUCCGUCACCCUGCAGGAGGAGACCCACAAACUGAGAGUCCAGAACCAGGAGCUCCAACACCAGCUGGCGGCUCUGCAUGUCCAGGGUCUGGAGGUCCAGAAGCUGGAGGAGGAGCAGAGGAGGAGUCUGCAGCAGGAGGAGGAGCAGAGGAGGAGUCUGACGGAGCAGGAGGAGCUGCUGAGGACCCGGCUGGAGGAGGAGCAGAGGAGGAGUCUGCAGCUGGAGGAGAUGCUGAGGCUGCAGGCCCAGCAGAGCAGCUCCCACAUCAGCAUGAAGCAGGGUCAGUGGGAGAAGGUUGUGUCAUCCCUGCAUCAGAGGGUGGAGGGUCUAGAAACCACCCUGAAGGGGGUCCGUCUGGUCCUGCAGGAGAAGGUCCAGCAGCUCAAAGAUCAGCUGCAGAAGAACAGGAAGUCCGGCGCUCUGCUGAAGGACCUGCACGAGGAGACCUCCCAGCUGAUGGCGGCCCUGCAGGUCACGGAGCAGCGGCAGAAACAAGCAGAGAAGAAGAACUUCCUGUUGGAGGACAGAGUCAGAGCGCUGAACCAACUGCUGCGUGAGAUUGUACCUGCGGCGCUCGCCACGUAGACCCCUUGUAGACUCCUCGUAUACCUAGACUCCUCGUAGACGACUCGUAUACCUAGACUCCUCGUAGACGACUCGUAUACCUAGACUCCUCGUAGACUCCUCGUAUACCUAGACUCCUCAUAGACUCCUCGUAUACCUAGACUCCUCAUAGACUCCUCGUAUACCUAGACUCCUCAUAGACGACUCGUAUACCUAGACUCCUCAUAGACGACUCGUAUACCUAGACUCCUCGUAGACGACUCGUAUACCUAGACUCCUCGUAGACGACUCGUAUACCUAGACUCCUCGUAGACGACUCGUAUACCUAGACUCCUCGUAGACUCCUCGUAUACCUAGACUCCUCAUAGACGACUCGUAUACCUAGACUCCUCGUAGACGACUCGUAUACCUAGACUCCUCGUAGACUCCUCGUAUACCUAGACUCCUCAUAGACGACUCGUAUACCUAGACUCCUCGUAGACUCCUCGUAUACCUAGACACCUCGUAGACGUAGACGCCUCGUAUAGCUAGACACCUCGUAGAUGUAGACACCUCGUAGACGUAGACGCCUCGUAUACCUAGACACCUCGUAGACGUCUCGUAGAUGUAGACCCCUCGUAUACCUACUCCUCGUAGACUCCACGUAGACGUAAAUAUAAACAUAUUUAAUACAAACAUUUAAUAUGAAAUACGUCUAUUAAAUAUAAACAUAUUCAAUACAUAAACAAUAUAUUCUAAAGUAUCCUUUUUAAACAGGAAGUCAACAUGUUUGAUUUGAUAUUUUCAUUUACAUAAGAAUUAAUCAAUAACUGCAGCACAAUCAUUUGUUUAUAAUUAUGAUUUUUUUUUUUUUACUUUCAAUGAAUUCUGCAGAUUAUUUUGACAAUCAGUCAGUUUAGUGGAUAAAAAUAGUGCGAAUGUUUCAAUAUAUUAUAUUUAUUAUAACCAAUCAAUAAACUGGAGGGAAGAAAUAAUAUUUCAGAAUAAAAGCGGCGCUUUUUUAUUUUACAUGUCCCGAUCAGAUUAUUAUUGUAUCUGUGAGGAUGUUUGUAGUCUAUAAAGUACAAUGUAUUGAUUAUGAAAGUUCUGUAAUAAAACAGAUUAAAUCACA
Cyclopterus lumpus (lumpfish) is the source of this 5683-nucleotide messenger RNA. It is a transcript of the gene ninl, whose product is annotated as ninein-like. NCBI's taxonomy places the organism in Eukaryota, Metazoa, Chordata, Actinopteri, Perciformes, Cyclopteridae. The transcript is spliced from 29 exons. Gene Ontology annotation, biological process: microtubule anchoring at centrosome. Bases 181 to 4593 code for a protein of 1470 amino acids. The record is from RefSeq and is a predicted model, not a curated record. Gene Ontology annotation, cellular component: centrosome. Gene Ontology annotation, molecular function: calcium ion binding.